AUGGAUCUAUCAAAAAAGCAUUUGGAAGCGUCCAGCACUUCUCUCCUGGUGUGCACUGAAGUUAUAAUUCUUCUCUCCAGCUUCAACUUGCUGGGUCAUUACUUUCUUGGUUUAGCAACAGCAACCACUGUAAUCAGAGGAAAUGACACUGAUCAACGAGCUUUACUCCAAUUCAAAUCCAAGAUAACCAGUGAUCAGCUUAAGGUUAUGGAGUCUUGGAAUAGUUCCAUUCACUUCUGUCAAUGGUAUGGUGUAACAUGCAGUCGCAAGCAUCAGAGAGUCACCAAGUUGGAACUGCAACUCCUCAAAGUCUCGGGAUCUUUAUCACCUUACAUUGGAAAUUUGAGCUUUCUCAGGGAGUUGAAUCUUGCGGGUAAUAACUUCUACAACCAGAUUCCUCAAGAAAUUGGUCGUUUAAGAAGAUUGGAAAUAUUAGACCUGAUCAAUAACUCCAUCAGUGGUGAAAUCCCUUCCAACUUAUCUGCUUGUUCUAAGCUUACAUUUUUCCGUAUGAGAAGCAACCAGCUAACGGGAGAAAUACCAGGUUCGUUUGGUCUCUUGUCAAAGCUGAAAUUCUUGAGUUUUAUCAACAACAGUUUAACAGGGAGCAUCCCACCUGCACUGGGGAACUUGUCAUCACUGGAGGAACUUUAUUUCACAUAUAAUGCAUUAAGUGGGGUUCUACCUGAAGCUCUUGGACGACUGACAAAUCUAACACAGUUCUCGGCAGAUGAAAAUGCAAUAUCUGGUAUUAUUCCGACCGUAAUGUUCAAUCUAUCCAAUAUUAUAGCCUUCUCCAUAGGGGGAAACGAGAUUCAAGGUACUCUUGAUCCUAACUUAGCAAUCACUAUGCCAUAUGUUGGAGCCCUUUCUGCGCUUUUGUGGCAUAGAGUUAUGGGGAGUAAAGUUCUUUCAUCGGGCAUAAGGGUUCUCCAUAUUUGCGUGUAUACUCUCAUUGUGCCAAAAAGGAGUGUCGUAUUGUUGAAUGGAACACCACUAGAACUUUCAGACUCGUUGGAGAUACCAGAGUUGAAGCCGAAGCUUGUGGAUGGUUUGACACCCAUUAGAAUCGCUGCUCAUUCAAUCACAUUUAUAACCAUAAGAGAUUUCAAUGCACCUGCAUGUUCUUAG
Messenger RNA from Gossypium arboreum, 1131 nucleotides. Its product is annotated as receptor kinase-like protein Xa21. The coding region runs from base 1 to 1131 and encodes 376 amino acids. Gene Ontology annotation, molecular function: protein binding. The transcript has 3 exons. NCBI's taxonomy places the organism in Eukaryota, Viridiplantae, Streptophyta, Magnoliopsida, Malvales, Malvaceae. The record is from RefSeq and is a predicted model, not a curated record.